Cataglyphis hispanica is the source of this 8431-nucleotide messenger RNA. Its product is annotated as protein kinase C-binding protein NELL1-like. Gene Ontology annotation, molecular function: protein binding; calcium ion binding. The transcript is spliced from 13 exons. Bases 3140 to 6763 code for a protein of 1207 amino acids. Lineage: Eukaryota; Metazoa; Arthropoda; Insecta; Hymenoptera; Formicidae. The record is from RefSeq and is a predicted model, not a curated record.
GUACAAAUUUCUCGUAGCAGCACAUGCAAUCGUGUCAAAAUGCAGUUGCAUUAUAUUUACUCGUUCAAGGCGUUCUGUUACCUCGUGUAGGAUUGCUAUAGUUUCAGAAAAUCCUAUCGACGCGCUUAUCUAUAGACAUAUUCACGUGAUGUGAUAAAAAUGAAAAGAAAAACUUGUCCGCAAAGUCUCGAUUCGAUAUUAUAUAUUACUGGUCGGCAUAUAUUACUUAUUACCCGCAUACGCGCGCAUUAUUUAUUUUAGGAGAGAAAAAAAAGAGGGUCGUUUGUCAUUUAUUAUCUCUAAAUGUAUCUAAGCAAACCAUAUACAGGCCAUUCUGAAUUUAUGCGUUCGAAAAUCUGUAAUUUAAGAAAAAAAUGAUUUAUAUGAUACAACAUCCCCUUUAUAUCUAUUUACAGAUGGCUUUCCAAUUCGAGAAAUAUAGUAUAGUGAUUCUAUAUUUCUUUCGAGUAAUAUGCUCAAUAUGUGGAAUGAGGUAAUGCAUAUUUUAAGGAUAUCUAAAAGCAGAUGAUAAAUCAAAGGAAAUUUCUUCCGCAAGACCUCGCCUCUUCCUGACACAUCUUUCCCAUCAAACACUAUCAACAUAUCCGCGUACAUACCUUCGAAUUCGAUUGCUUAUUUGUGCUACAGCCCUCGGUGUGUCGACAGUGCACACAGUAUUGCCUCUAUAACACUAAUACACGUGGCCAAAUUUGCACGUAGACACAUAAAUGUACAUAUUUAUAUUUGUUCAGUAUACAUUUAUUUGACAGGAUAGAUAUUUGUGAUCUUUUGCAGGGUUGUAUACAUCUUGUAUAGAUGUAUCGCGCUUUUAGUUCUAAAAAUCAAAAGAUAUUAAGAUGGAAAAUGAACAUAAGAAACGUUUCAUUCUACUUUUUAUUUUUAUUUAAAUCAUCUUAAGUGAUAUGAUGUACUUUUUCAAGCUAUUUUAUAUAUUUUUAAAUUCUCAAUGCAUGUAAAAUUUUUCUAAAAUAUCGCUUUUUUACACAUAUAUAAGACAAAGAGGGGUAAAUUAUUAUUAAGUUUCAAACAGAAUAAUAGAAAAAAAAGUAGCAGCAUCUUUGUAACAAAUGAAAAGAGCGCCCCGGAAUAAAAUGGGACACCCGGUAUAUCCGCGUCGGGGGUAAAGCGUGUGUGUAGCCGUGGUGUGUGGCACAGGUCGACGGGGGUGCCGCGUUUCAGACGCCGCGUUGCGGGCCAUCGAUUUCGGCCCAGGCCGAUGGCAUCGACGGGGCGCUCCUCCGCGGGACCAUCGCGACGUCGUCGUCGCGGCGGCGCUGCUGCCGCCGCCGCCGCCGCCGCCGCCUCCUCCUUCACCACCGGCGUCGUUAGUCCCAGAGGAAGAGAGAGAGAGAGAGAGAGAGAGCGAAGGAGCGAGGAGAAAGCCGCCCGCCGUCUCUACCUUAGCCGGCGUCCGCUCGCUCGCAGCUACGCCGACUACUAACGCCGAGUAUUAACGGCGUCGUCGCCGUUCCGCUCGACGCACGCCGACGCCGACGCCGCCUGCGCGCGAGGUCGCGCCGCGUCGUGCCGAAGUGAGCCGACACGACACGGGCGGUGAGCAGCAGACACACACUUACGGCAGUCGAGGGCAGUCGUGAGGCUGCCCGUCGUGCGUGGUGCUGCUUAGUAGCUGGCCGUGUACUAGAGAGCUUUGCCACUGCCUGGCCUGCUGGCAGCCGGCGCGUUAUCCCCCAGUCAGUGGAGCGAGAGAGCCACGGCAGUGCGGGAGCAAGAGUUCACGGUGACGGAUCGGUCUGCUCUUCUGCGACAGCAUAACUGAGCGUAAUCGUGAAUCGAGAGAGAUAAAUAGAGAAAGGACCUUUACGCGAAGAGAGACUCUAGGCGAAGGGGUUGGAUCAACUAUCUAGGCCGUCGUGAAAGGGUUGCGACGCCGCAAACUAUAUUUUAAUAUGCGAGAGAGGAAAUAGAUCCUUUUAUAUCGAAUAGACGAUUUCUAGACGACCGAUUGUCCGAAUAAAUAUCCGCGGGACCACCGCGGGUGUACGAGCGAAGCGCAGUUGCUCGAUGCAUCGGUGCACCACCAGCUGCAGCUGCCACCGCCGCUACUACCGCCUUUACGGUGCUACCACUACCACCGGUACUACUACCGCCGCUGUUGCCGCCACCACCGCCGCCGCCGCCGCUAUCGCUGGCAAGACCUCGUAGAGAUGUCCACCUCGUGGCAGCCGACACUUCCUACCGGACGGUGGUAGUGUCCGGGCGCGCUGGUCGACGCACGAGCUGCCGUAGUCAAUCGUUAGUUUUUUGACGACAAGAGUGGCGAAGGAAGGUGUUUGAUGACACUUGGUGAUCGUUCCCCAUAGUGCGAGCAAAGGUGAUCUCGCAUAGAGAAGGCAAGGGGACAAAAGACAGCCGUAAGGGAGAAAGAGAGGGUGUAGAAGAAGACAGGGACAAUCGAACCCUUCUUUCUUUCUUUCCGCGCUCGACGCGUGUCAUCGCUAAUACACAACGCGCGCUUUCGCUUAGAGGGCUUCUUCCCUCCGACGCGGCGGAUAUAAUACGCGGAUUCCUCGAGGCCUUUAUCACGCGCGUCGCGAUAUACUACGUGACACUUCGCGACGUGUGUCACGUGAAGAGAGUAGCGGCGCGUCGUUCCACGGGUCGUCGUCCUGACGUUGAACAAAACGGAACGCGUUCCUUACAAAACUAUCCGUACUACAUCCAAAUCUCUCAUUACCGCUAUAUCAAUUUCGUAAAAAGUACUCCGCAAAGAUAAUUCAACUGUGACGGGAAUAUCGCCGGUCGACGGGAUACCGAAGAGGGGGAUCAGGUUGCGAUCGGAGAAGCAAGGAGAUCACGCCUGGGGUGAGACCGAAAAGGUAGUAGUCUGUGGUUGAUCGGUUGGUUGGUGCUACGUGUGGCUAGUGGGACUGGUGGCUCGGCUCGGACGGCCCAGGUCGCGGUAAUGCCUCGCAGCAGCGAUCGUGUCGCCAGGUCGCACGGUGUCGCAGGCGGGGUGAGGGACCGGGCCGCCGCAGGUAAUACCGGCGUCGUCGUGGGUGUUGUCGCGGCCACCGCGGAUAGGAUACGUUGACGAGCGCAGCCGACCCCGGUGGCACGUUGCUGGCCACCGUCGUCGUCGCUGCAUCCGCAGGCCAUGUAUCGAGGCGAGCCGGCGAUCGACCGUGCCGGCAGCGGCGGCGGUAACCGCAGUGCCGGCGACCCGCGCCGGGCAAGAUCGCCGCGUCGACGACGCGCAACGGCGGCCGCCGACCUGCCCGAGGACGCUGACGGCGAGGAGGAACCCUACGGCGAGGGGGAUGAGGGGGAGGAGGAAGAGGACGAGGAGGAAGAGGCCUAUAUCGUUCUCGAUGUGCAACCCCGACGACCGUCCGACUCCACGACGAGGGUGUACCGCAAUGACGAUUCCUGCGGCUGUCGCGCGGUGCAGAGGAGGCCGGGUAGAAGACGGCACGGCUCGGGAAAUGCCCUCAGGAUACUCUUCGCCGUUGCCGCAGCUGCCUUCCUCGCGCUCGCCGUCUCACCAGUGUCUGGAACGACGAAUAAGAAAGAGGAGGAGACGGCAGCACCUUCGGUCACGGAAAAGAAUACCGUGAUCCUGGGCACGAGAACCAGAACGGGAAGUGAUCCUGGAGGAAGUAUAGACCUAUUGGCAGCGCUGCAGCUGCAUAAUACCACUCGGCAGGGUGUUACACAGGAACCGGGUCUGAAUAGGCUGAAACCAGCUUAUAAUCUUCAGGGCGAGGAGAGGGAGCUCCGACUGAACGAGACGAACUUCGAACGAGCGGCCGCGUUACUCCGGCAGGUUCCGGAAUUCACUAUAGCCGCCGCGCUGCGCCAAGAUGAGGCCAAUUCCGGGACGAUCGUCGCCUUUUCGCAUGGGAACAAUAGGUAUUUGGAGCUGCAGAGCAGCGGUCGCAAGGACGAGCUUCGAUUUCAUUACGUAUCACGCCACGACGGAACCGUACACGUCGAGACGUUUCCCUUUCGAGUGGCCGAUGGCGCCUGGCACAGGGUCGCCCUGAGCAUAAGCGGCUUGCAGGUCGAGCUGCUGGUCGACUGUCACUCCUUGUACAGGCGACUGCUGAGAGCUGGUGCACCCGACACAAAUUUUACCCUACCGCAACUUCAGCUCUGGGUCGGACAGAGAAAUGCCAGGCACUUUCUCUUCAAGGGUGCCUUGCAGGAUGUCAAGCUAAUAGCAGGACCUCACGGUUAUCUUUCCCAGUGUCCUCAGCUCGACUCAUCUUGCCCCACAUGCGGUCAAUUUUCAUCGUUACUGAAUAACGUGGAAAAUCUAAACCAUAUGCUCGAGGAAUUGACCCAUAGACUAGCCGCUGCAGAGGACAGGAUAAGCAAAGUGGAGGAGUGCGAGUGCCAAAAAUCCUGUAGGGCGAACGGUACCGUCCACGAGGACGGCGCGACCUGGGAGAAGGAUUGCCAGCAAUGUUCCUGCGUCCAUGGCAAUAUCGAAUGCAGGCCAACGCCUUGCGCCAAGGUUACCUGCAAGCAUCCUAUCAUUCCUAAAGGACAGUGUUGCCCGAUUUGUCUCAGACAAUGUUUAUUGCAUGGCACAAUAUACGAUCACGGCGAGAGGGUCUCGCCGAAACAGUGCAUCGAAUGCGACUGCUACGAUGGUAGCUUCACCUGUCAGAGGUUCGAGUCUGAUAUGAUAUGCCCACCACUGCCGUGUCCACCUAGCGAGCAAAUCAGCGUGGCGGAGGAGUGCUGCAAAUUUUGCCCAGGGGUGGAUUACUGCGCGAAGGGCCACAAGUGUCACGCUAACGCGUCCUGCCUGAAUCUCCAGACGACUUACGCCUGCCAUUGCGAUAUCGGUUUCCAGGGGGAUGGUCUUAACUGUCACGAUGUGGACGAGUGCAAGCAGCAAGGUGGAUCGGACGGUCAUCAUUGUAACGCAAACACGAGAUGCGUCAACGUGAUCGGCUCUUAUACGUGCGAGUGUCUUCCGGGUUACCAUAGAGUCGACAAGUACAAUUGCGCUGAGCUGGACGAGUGCACGACUGGUCAUCACCAGUGUGAUGAGCACGCCACGUGCGUGAACACUGCCGGCAGCUACUACUGCGUCUGCAAGGACGGUUAUACCGGCGACGGUUAUACGUGUAAACCCGUGUGCAAUCAGACCUGUCAGAAUGGCGGCGAAUGCGUGGCACCCGGGAGGUGUUCCUGUCGACGCGGUUACAUCGGUAACAGCUGCGAGCUCGACUUGGACGAGUGCGCCAGCGAUCUGCAUCGAUGUCAUCAGUCGUCCACGUGCUUCAACAUGCCCGGCUGGUACUACUGCCGUUGUAAGCCCGGCUACAGGAGCGCCCUGCACGACAGCACCCAGGGUACGCAAUGCCUCGACAUCGACGAGUGCAACGAUCUGACAGGAGAGAGGAGGCAUACGUGCCAUCCCACAGCGAAAUGCAUCAACACCGAGGGCGGUUACGAGUGUGUGUGUCCACCGAAGACGAAUCUGGAGGAGACUGCAGAGGAAUGCAGACUCAGCUGCUGGUUGAAAGGUCGCGAAAUUAACAAUGGCGACACUUGGACGCAGGAGGAAAAUUCUUGCAGGAAAUGUACGUGUCAAGACGGCGUGAUCACUUGCAAGGACCUCGUAUGCGAUUGCAGCGCACCGGGCAGCCGUAGGAAUAAAUGCUGUCCUCAAUGCAAUCCCGCAGCGUCCUGCAGGCAUCAAGAGCUCCAUCACCUAGUCUUCAGAAGCGGAGAACGUUGGAUAUACCAGUGUCAGACUUGCGAAUGCCUGUACGGCGAAAUAGACUGCUGGCAGAUGGAGUGUCCACCGGUAACCUGCUCGAAUCCCGUGACCGAGGAGGGCGAUUGUUGCCCGCGCUGCGAGGACGAUCCCUGUGCACGAGAGGUGCACACGAACGGCACCAUGCUCACGGUUCCUAGUCGUCCCCGACCAUGCAGCUACGCUGGCAUCGUCCACGACAGCGGUAGCUCCUGGCAGGAUCCCCACGACAAGUGCACCACGUGCGAGUGCAAGGACGGGCAGCUUUGCUGCAGCUACGAUUACGGCUGCGCUGGCGAUCUGGGUGACGACAAGCAGCAACGGCCUCCAGUCCCUGCUCCUGAGUCUUUCGUACGUCAUCCAUCGGACUCUGCGGUCCAGUCGUUGGUCAACGGUACACCGAAAGCAGCUCUACCAACGGUCACCGGCACAUCCGGCACUACACGCACCAUCACUACCACCGUCACGAGCACCACCUCCCCCGUCUCGUCGUCCUCGCACUACUCGUCAUCCUUCAACAUCAGCAACGAAAAACCUCACGAUCUCAGACAGGAUCAGACAACAGGUUUGGCCACGUCACGAGCUCAACAGAGAGACGCCUAUUAUGCCAUUAGGUCGCAACAGCAACAAGCAUCGUCGACCACGAGAUACCAGCAGUUCGUCAGAGACUCGACAACGUCGUCGACAGCGUCAGGACGAUCCGCAACAACGUCGGCGACGACGGCGAGGGCGCCGCUUGCGACGUCCAGCGAUGACAGAUCGACAUCGUCGCGACGCAGCCAGUCGACGAAUACCGUCGAUCGUCGCGGCGUCGCCACCGCUUCUUCCUCUUCCUCGUCGUUGUCGUCGUUGGCGUCAUCAUCGCCGACUCUCGCGGUGGUCCUGGCUACUCCAACGAUCGAGGAGGCUGAUCGAUCAUCCACGAGCAUCUCCGCGCAAAUUCGCCAGCUGGUCGAUCGUCGUAAAGACAACAAAAAGACCAUUGUUCUCAAUAACGCCACUUGAGGACCGUGGAUCUAGAGGAAGAUAGGAAAGGACGAAUCUGACACAAGGCAUUCUAGAGGGAAAAUCCUGGAGAAUCUCUCAUAGUCGUUCGAGCGCGUCGUCUAUUGUCUACCGUCGGCAGAAAGAGGGAAAUAAAAGCUGAAGAACAGAAGAAACGGGAUCAUCAAUGAUACACUCGACGCAAGGAGAGAGUUAUUGCGCUGUUGCGAGGGAGAUUUGUUCCUGUUUUCGGAGCCUGUCUCCGUGUCUGAUAAUUCCGAGGAGAGAUGUCUCGUCAACGCAUCUACAUCGACGACCUUGGACCUAAUCCCGCUAGGCUUCAGGUUUUAAUCCUGAAAUUGACUGUAUCGUUUGCGAUCGAAUAGAUAAAGUCAUGUCAAGAUUUUGACACUAUCAAGAUCAAUUCAGAAUGUUCUGAAUGCUUUUCCGCUUAAAUCUCUCGCUCGAGUUGCGGUGACCUUCGCCUUGGUUGCCAUCACCAGCUGAGCGUCGAGACGCGGCGCUAAUGGCUUCGAGAGAUAAUCAGUGCGAAGAUAAAUUCUAGAUCAAAAAUCUUCCAUAUCAAAGAUUUAUCUUUGAUAUAUUAUCAGUUUAUAAUUCACAAAUUUUUCGCACAAAACGAUUUAUAUUAACGAUAUUAUUUGACAAUCUAAAUUAUCUGCUGGAAUAAAACAUUAGAAAUGUUUGUGGAUUUUAAUUUGAAAAUUGAAAUAUAAAAAUUCGGAUCGAAAUAUAAUAUACAGAUUCCUAAUGUUAAAUCUUUGAUGCAUUUUGUCAUCUUUUCAUAUUAUUUUUGUAAUAUUCGCGUAUACAAAUAUUUAUUAUUUUCUUAUCAUACAAAUUAUAAUAUUGAUUUUUUAAAUUUGUUUACUACCUUUAGGAGAGCUUCUUUAUUAUUAUAACGACGCAAAAGAAUUUUGUUUGGUGAAUAAAUUAAAAUUAAUAAGAUGAAAUAUUUACAUAAGAAUGACUAAAGGAGUGUGUCAGAAAGAUGGACGUAUUUUUCGUGAAUCUCAUAUAAUGUGUCACACAAUAUACAAUGAUUAUUUAAAAACGAUACUUUAAAAUCAUUUAAAAAUGAUCACUUAUUUUAUUUACAAAGUAAUUUGUUUUUCUUACAUAUAACUAUUAUUUUACAAAUAAAAAAAUUGUUAUUUAAAAAAAAUGAUUAUUAUUGUAUUGAUAUUAUUUAUUACUUGAUGUAAGAUAAGAGACGUAGCAAAUAAUAUAUAAAAUUGAUAAGAAUUAUUAUCAAUUUUGUAAUUCAUAUUUUCAGUUCGUCACAUAGAACGCAAAAAAUUAUUACACAUAUACAAACAAUACAUUAUAUUUUCAUUAUAAUCAUCAAAAUUGUAACAAGACGCAUAUAUGUAAUGACUAAUGGAAAAGCAUAACUUACUCGAUAAAUCAUUAUAUUGAUCAGAAAUAGCUCCACGCAACUAUAAAAUUUUAAAAAAUUUCGAAACAGAAAUGUCUUUUAUUUUACGAAUUAAUGAAUUAAAUUAUACUUUGUUUAACUUUGUGUUUCAGCACUGAUUAUCGAUCAAAGCGAUCACGCGCCCUCCGUGGAUCGAGCAUGAUCAAACGAACCGAGGGCGCAGAUUCAAUUUCACAAAAAAAAAGAAAAAGAAAAAAAAGAAAAAACAAAAAAAAAAAAGAAACUUCUUU